Molecule: messenger RNA, 361 nt
Organism: Dimorphilus gyrociliatus
Lineage: Eukaryota; Metazoa; Annelida; Polychaeta; Dinophilidae
Source: the annotation of a GenBank genome assembly
CAUGCCCAAGAAAGUGGAAAAGAUUAAGAAAACAAACUCAGUUGAUCAUGCGGAGCAUACCGAUAAAAAGGAUGUAAAGAAGGAAAAGGGAAAGGAUAGAAAGCAUUCCAAUCCAAAUGUAAAGCAUCAUAUAAAACCUCAGACUAAACGCAGAAAUUCGGUUGAUGGAAAAAAAUCUGACAAAGGUCAUCAUAAUCAUCAUCCGCCUACUCAUCAUAAGAAGGCCGAAACUUCGCAAGUUAAGCAUCACGAAAGUAAGAGAAAGGAGAGUGAACACCACGAGGAUAAGGCGGAGAAUAAAGCGGUUGAGGAUAUUGUAGAAGAUGGCGGUGAAGAUGGAGAUGCGGAAGAUGACGAAUGA